UGUUCUCUUCUUCCCACAAAAUUCCCUCUCUCUCUAUCAGACACACAUACACAGCAGCAGCUGCUUUAAGACUCAAUUUGUUUUUUCUUUCCUUAAAACAACAUUGAUUCCAUUUUGGGAGAUUGCUACAAUGCACUAAGUUUGUGCACUUAUACCGGCGAAGUUGCGAGCUUUUUGCUGAUCUUGUCUCUCCACCAUCUUCCCUUGAAAUGGGUUCUAGAGUCAGGGGCAGGGAGAGCAUGAAAAUGAAGCUUUUCUGGUUUUGGGUGGUCAUGGGAGUGGUUUCUUGGGACGUGGUUGAUGGGUCCGAGCUUCUUCAUUUCAACGGAACGGAGCUUCCAUAUUUGGAAUAUUAUGGAGUUUCUCAAGUUAAUAAUCCAGUCAUGGUUGGACUCACUCUCAUUACGAGUGCUGGAGCUAAAGGAGCUGUCUGUCUGGACGGAACUUUACCGGGGUAUCAUUUGCACCGAGGAUACGGGUCAGCAGCCAACAGUUGGCUCAUUCAAUUGGAGGGUGGAGGAUGGUGUAAUAGUGUUCGAUCUUGCAUUUACCGCAAGAAAACCAGACGUGGAUCAUCUACGUACAUGGAAAAGCAGCUUCCUUUCACAGGAAUACUGAGCAAUAAAGCUGAAGAGAAUCCUGAUUUUUUCAACUGGAACAGAGUGAAGCUCCGUUAUUGCGACGGUGCCUCAUUUGCUGGGGACAGUGAGGAUAAAGCUGCCCAGCUGCAGUUUAGAGGACAACGUAUAUGGUUAGCUGCUAUGGAAGAUUUGAUGUCAAAGGGCAUGCGCUAUGCCAAGCAGGCUCUUCUUUCUGGGUGCUCUGCUGGAGGCCUGGCAUCUAUAUUGCAUUGCGAUGAGUUUCGGGAUUUAUUUCUUGGAACAACAAAAGUGAAGUGCCUGAGUGAUGCUGGAAUGUUCCUUGAUGCGGCUGAUGUUUCUGGUGGUCACACUCUCAGAAACAUGUACAGUGGUGUGGUUAAUUUGCAGGGGGUGAAACCAAAUCUUCCACGUGUAUGUACUAACCAUCUUGAUCCAACAUCGUGCUUCUUCCCGCAAAACCUGAUCGCCAGCAUCAAAACACCACUGUUUCUUCUCAAUGCAGCCUAUGAUGCUUGGCAGCUGCAAGCAAGUUUAGCUCCCCCAUCAGCUGAUCCUCAUGGAUAUUGGCGUCAAUGCACAUUAAACAAUGCAAAGUGUUCCCAGUCGCAGGUUCAGUUUCUGCAAGGCUUCAGAAAUCAGAUGCUGAAUGUAAUAAGACAAUUUGCCAGCUCCAGACAAAAUGGCCUUUUCAUAAAUUCAUGUUUUGCUCACUGCCAGUCUGAGAGGCAGGACACAUGGUUUGCCGAUGAUUCGCCUACAAUAGGAAACAAGGCAAUAGCUCUAGCUGUUGGUGAUUGGUAUUUUGAUCGAGCAGCCAUCAAGGCCAUUGAUUGCGCCUACCCUUGUGACAAAACUUGCCACAAUCUGGUUUUUCACGAGUAGGCCAUCAUUUUUGCUGCCAUUCAUUUACUAAAAUCCAUGAAGCAAUUCAUAUAUUGGUUUCGGAUAGAUCUACAAUUCAUUAAUGAAAUACACUCAAGAAGAAUAAGAUAGUCGUCAUCAGGCUCUUCUUGUCGUAAUAGUAUCAUUCCGCAUAUUAGCUGCUUGGUGUGGCUAAUCUUCUUCUUUGGAUGUCGACAUCGGCUGAUGCUUAUGCUUUUAUUCACAUACUUUAUGAGAAGAAAGAUUGGGACAGGCAAA
Molecule: messenger RNA, 1742 nt
Organism: Syzygium oleosum
Lineage: Eukaryota; Viridiplantae; Streptophyta; Magnoliopsida; Myrtales; Myrtaceae
Product: pectin acetylesterase 10
Exons: 12
Coding region: 210-1484 (424 amino acids)
Biological process (GO): cell wall organization
Cellular component (GO): plant-type cell wall
Molecular function (GO): pectin acetylesterase activity
Source: RefSeq, a predicted model, not a curated record